Molecule: messenger RNA, 1005 nt
Organism: Cricetulus griseus (Chinese hamster)
Lineage: Eukaryota; Metazoa; Chordata; Mammalia; Rodentia; Cricetidae
Source: RefSeq, a predicted model, not a curated record
AUGUUGGUCAGUAACCCCCACUUGCUAACAUUGGAUGAAGCAGAUGCCACUUGGGCCCUCAUCAAGGAUAAGGUCAUCGAGGAUCGUUUUGGGUCCAAUGUAGUGGCAGUACCUUUCUUAUCGGAUGCAGCCUGCUAUGAUCUACUGGGAGUGCUAGUGAAACAGUCCCGUCCAGCCCACACCCGCCUAACUUUGCCAGGCCGACAGGGCAGAAGGGCACUGAAAUCAGUAGGGCUGCUACCAAAUCUUCUAGAACAGGCAGGGUCUGAGGGUGUCUUUGCCCACUGCACUCGGGAAUACUCGCCAAAUGGCCGAGCCGAGAUAGCCUAUGAAGAAAUGAGAAUGUUGGAUGGGCAGCCCUGCCGCAUCCGCCUACAUAUGGGAGGGUUGCGCAAGAAGGUUGCCUUCCUGAUGCUACCACCAGGGCAGGUGAGCCUACAGCAGAAUCUUCCCUGGCUCCGAAGCACCCACAGCAUCUACGUGAUCUACCAGGUCUUCUCCUGCACCUGGCUGCAACUAGGGCUAUUACCUACAGCCCGUGAGCCACAGCUACUCCGGUUACAGCGGUCUCUACCUAUUGCUUUCUCCUGCCUCAAGUUUUCACUGCAGCCCAAGGGUGUGCUGGGACCACAGAAGUCUCUAACCAAAGACCCACUGCCUCAAGGAGCUAACUGGGUUAGACCUAGCCUUAGCAUCUUAUCAACUCUGGCCCCCACAUCAGUACCUGCUGAUACCCUUGAAGUUGCUGAUAUAGCUCAACCUGCCCCAGCCCCACCUACACCUCCUCCCCAAGAAGGGCCAGAAGGCAGACCCACCAGAUUCUCCUGUAAGGGUCGAAACCCCUUCCGGAGGGGCCCCUAUAUGCUUUCAGCAGAGAACUGGCUCUUCAGUCCCCGCAACCCUCCACCAGGAGCCCAGGGUGGGGGCCCCGGGGACCCAGACCGGCACUCCAUGUCCCUGCCCCUGCUGCAGGGUCUGUCCUCGGAGUUCGACAGCGACGAAUGA